Closterium sp. Yama58-4 is the source of this 2877-nucleotide messenger RNA. NCBI's taxonomy places the organism in Eukaryota, Viridiplantae, Streptophyta, Zygnematophyceae, Desmidiales, Closteriaceae. The record is from the annotation of a GenBank genome assembly.
AUGGCGGAAGCUGAAGAGGAGGACGAUCUUGAGGUCCCCCUCGAGUUCAUCUGUCCCUUAUCCGACGACAUUAUGCGCGAUCCAGUAAUCAUCGCGUCGGGACUCAGUUACGAGCGCGAUCUGAUCAAGGUAUGGUUCGCAGCAGGCCGGCGCGUCUGCCCGAAAAGCGGCAUGAAACUCGACCACACCGAGUUCUUCCCCAACGUCGCUCUUAAAGCCCUCAUCGCCGAGUGGUGCGAGAAGCACGAUCUCGAACUCGCGCCUCUCCCGGAAGGCCUCGAGGAGGAACUUGCCGCGCAAGUUCGCGCGCAAGACGAGGAACCGUCUCCGACGUCGUCUAGCCGCGGCAGCCCGCGCGGAAGAGGCGGCGGGAGCGGCGGCGGCGGGGGCGCAGGAGGUUACAGGGAUGGCCCAAGACGGGGCCGACCUGGAGAUGACUAUGAUGACGCGGACGAAUCUCAGCCGUACGUGCAGCGGUCCGCUAGCGCGGGGAGCGGGAGGCGGAGGGGACCGGGCGAUCGAGAGAGGGACGAUGAUAGCGGGUCUGAUAGGGGGAGUGGGCGGUCUGGAUCGCGUACGCGAGAGGCUUAUAGCGAAGACGAGGACCGGCGUGGCAGGGGGAGUAGCGGGGGAAGGGGGGGCGGCGGAGCUAGUCGGCUGCAGCCGCGGAGUGAGGAGGAGCGGAGAGCGCGCACAGGGCGUGUGGCGGCGCAGUUGCUGUCGCGACAACGGGGGAGAGGGGGAGGGGGAGGCGGGGGAGGGGGCACCGCGCGGGAACGAGGGAAGGAUGGUUAUAGAGACCGGGAGCGGGAUAGCGACUCGGAUAGGGACGGGGAAGGUCACCGCGAUCGAAACAGGGAUGGGUAUAGGGACAGAGAUCGCGACAGGGACCGGGACAGAGAUAGAGCGCGGGAACCUGACAGAGACCGGGAUCGCGAGAGGGAUAGGGAUAGAGACAGGCAUGGAGAGAGGGACAGGGAGAGAGGAGGGGAGAGAGAAAGGGGCAGGGGAAGGGAUGAUGACAGUACGUAUUCUCCUAGGCGCCCUCCGUCGGACCGAGGGGGGAGAGGAGGCGGGAGAGGUGUGGGAAGGGCUGGGCCACGAGUAGCGGGGAGAGGCGAUAGGGAUGUGGGGAGAACGGGGAGAAAGGAGGCAGCUGAGGAGAAACCAGGGGAGGCAGCGGAAGCUUUGGGGAAAGAACCGGCUGCUGCGGAGGGCACACGCGAACCAGCAGCAGGAGCAGGGGAGGGUGCAGCAGCAGGGGAAGGAGCAGCAGCAGCAGCAGCAGCAGCAGCAGCAGCAGCAGCAACAGCAACAGCAACAGCAGGGGAAGGGGGCGCAGGAGACGCAGAUGGGACAGUGGGGAAGGCGGACGGUGCAGCGGACACAGCGGAGGGGGACGGAGCGGAGGGGGGAGGAGCGGGUCCGGAAGCAUGGGCGGACAGGCGAACAAUGAGCCUCGACGAGCGGACGAGAGAAGGGCAGGAACCACCAGGGUCCCCUGCCGGUAGCACGUCAUUUGAGCGCCAGCUCACCUCCCCAGCCAACCCCUCGUCUGCAGGAGCCAAGGAGGGAAGCGGGUCCAGGCACAGAGGCUCGGGCGCUUCUUCGUCUCCUCUUAGAAAGUCCAGUAGUGGGGCUGGUCCGAGGAACCUGCCGCCCCAGCCGCGGCCAACCAGGGACAAAACGCGGCUAGGGGGUAGCAGUGGGGGUACGAGCAGUGGGAAGGAUAGGGGUGGUGGAUCUGGCAUCACGGCCAGCUCUCCUAGGUCUCGCCCCCCACUGUCCUCCCCUUCGUCCACGUCAUCAUCCUCUCCUAGACCGUCCCUGUCGUCUUCGUCUCGAUCCAUGCGGACAAUAGACGACAUGUUAGAUGCCAUCGAUCGCGGGUCGUCGGCUGACCGGGAAGAGGGGAUCAUGCGGCUCCGGUCUGCCCUGAAAGAAAGUUCCGAGGCGCGGCGGCGCGUGGUGAACCGGUCAGACGGGGUGCCGAUUCUGGUGGAUCUGGUGGAGGAUUCAGCAGCGUUGGUGGCGUCUGGGAGUGAAGGGGCGAGCAGGGAGAGCCGUAUGGAUGCUUCGGCUGUGCUGGACUGUGCUGUGUCGGUGAUACUGCAGCUGACACAUUCUUACGAUGGGGCGCUAGAGGUGGUGGAUGUUGGGGGCGUGGGGGUUCUUGUGGAUUUAGUGGAUGGGAAGUGCAGAAAAAAGGGCGGAGGGAGGGACGGAGGCAGCCCGAAAGGGGAUGGCGACGGUGCAGCGAGCAAGUUCUCGGAUUCGGUGCGGUCAAAUGCAGCGGCGGCGCUGUUUGCGAUUGCUACGUGUGACGAUGAUGACAAGGAGGAUGAAGACGGGAGGAGGAGGCGGAGCAGCAGGUACCGGAACAAGAUUCUCCGAUGCGGCGGCAUCCCUCCGCUGCUCAAGCUGCUCAAACUUGAAGCCGCUCGGUGCCGGAAAGACGCUGCUCUCGCGCUCUUUGCCCUCUCAGACGACCCGGACUGUGCCGAUGAGAUCAUCCGAGAGGGCGGGGUGAGUGUGCUGGUGGAUUCGUUGUCAGACAAGCGGCCAGGAGUGGAAGAGAAGGCUAUGGCUGUGUUGGCGAAUUUGGUUAAGUCUAAGGAGGGACAGGCGGCUUUGCUAGAGGUGGAGGGGACGCUGGUGAUGCUGGAUGUGCUGGAGAGUGAGUCGGAACGUGCGCAGGAAGAGGCGCUGUUUGCGCUGUACCAUCUGGUUACCACCGGCGUGGUUACGCCUGCGUUUUUGCUGAAUGAUGGGGCGUUGUUUCCGGUGGCGAAGAUGGCUGCAAAGAAAGGGUCGCCGCCUGAAGCCCUGGAGCUGCAUAAGAUUCUCACAGCGGCAAGGAAGAGUGUGGCCACAUGA